This is a messenger RNA of Helianthus annuus (common sunflower), 654 nucleotides long. RefSeq lists its product as uncharacterized. The record is from RefSeq and is a predicted model, not a curated record. The transcript is spliced from 2 exons. Lineage: Eukaryota; Viridiplantae; Streptophyta; Magnoliopsida; Asterales; Asteraceae. Bases 146 to 484 code for a protein of 112 amino acids.
ACCUUAUCAAAAGGGUUCUUUGUUAAUUGUUACGAAAAAAAAAUGUGUGGUCAUCUUCUAUUGCUAGCAACCCCCUAUAUCCAUGACCCCUUUAUAAAAAGCACAAAAGUCACCAAAACAUUAACAAAUACUAAAGAGUAAAGAGAUGGGUGGUGGUGGUGGUGUUACUAACAUAAUGGUGGUAGUGGCGGUGGUACUAGCCGUAUCAUCAUGGUUGGUCCCGACAAGAGCAGGGCUAAGUGCCGCCGAGUGCCAUGAAGAGAGACGACUAGCAGUAAAUGCUUGCAAGUCGGUGUUGCAUGUGGGGGUCCCGAGCCCACAAUGUUGCCAACGUGUGAGGGUUAGCCACGCGGAGUGUAUAUGUCCUGAUGUGACGCCUGAGGUGGUUGCGAUCAUUGGGGACAUCAAUCGAGCCAUUAGGCUAGUCGAAAGAUGUGGUAGAAGAGUUCCUCAUCAUUUCAAGUGUGGAAGUAUCACUACAUGAAAAUUUGAUCGUGGAAUGUAUGUACUUGAUUGGCUAUAAUGGUGCAGCUGAAAAUAAUGGAGUCAAAUUACGUUAAGUUGGUCAAAAAGAAAAUAUAUGUAACAAUUAUUAAUUAUGUACUUGAGUUUGCACCUAAGCUUCUAUUAAAAUGAACAUAGUAUUUUUAUUUU